Messenger RNA from Oncorhynchus masou masou (cherry salmon), 5722 nucleotides. RefSeq names its product G-protein coupled receptor 176-like. Bases 202 to 1869 code for a protein of 555 amino acids. The transcript has 4 exons. The record is from RefSeq and is a predicted model, not a curated record. Gene Ontology annotation, molecular function: G protein-coupled receptor activity. NCBI's taxonomy places the organism in Eukaryota, Metazoa, Chordata, Actinopteri, Salmoniformes, Salmonidae. Gene Ontology annotation, biological process: G protein-coupled receptor signaling pathway. Gene Ontology annotation, cellular component: plasma membrane.
CAAUGGACUAUUGGCACCUCAGGGCAAAUCCAUUCUCACACCUCAUUUCUAAAAGGUCUCAUUUUCCAAAUUAAUCUUGACUUCAUUCCACAUGAAGUGCGGCCAGUAUUGACUUUCGACUAACCUCCAGCCUAUUCAUUGGCCAUUUACUGGGAUCUUAGAUGUAAUUUAAAGUGUAAUACCCUCUUGAGGUGAACUAAAAUGGAUGUUGGGAGUUGGCUUCCAACUGCAGGAGAUGGGACCGCGAAUUUCACCCCGGCCCACCUCCUGCUGGAUACCCAUAACGGGUCAGGUCCAACACCUACACGGUUGGAUAACGGCCAGGAGCGCUCCAUCACAGAUCAAGCCUAUCGGAACUUCACCACAACCAUCCAGGUGCUCAUCCUCAUAGGAUCCCUGUUGGGCAAUGCCACUGUUCUAUGGUGUACAUGCUGUACCAAUGUCUUCAAGUCGGUGACCAGUCGCUUCAUUAAGAACCUGGCGUGCUCAGGCAUCUGUGCGGGUCUGGUGUGUGUUCCCUUUGACGUGGCUCUAGGGGCCAGCCCUCGCUGCUGCUGGUGGCUACACACUCUGCUGCUCUGCAAGGCCCUGAAGUUCCUCCACAAACUCUUCUGUUCCGUCACCGUGCUCAGCUUCUCCGCUAUCGCUCUCGACAGGUACUACUCUGUCCUCUACCCUCUGGAGAGGAAGAUCUCAGACGCCAGAUCACGUGACCUGGUUAUCUACAUCUGGAUCCACGCCACCCUCGCCAGCGUGCCUGUGUUCGCCGUCACCAACGUUACCGAUGUGUACGCCACCUUGUCAUGCUCCGACGCCCGCGCCCGCUCCUUGGGUCACAUGGUCUACGUGGUGAUAUACAACGUAACCACGGUGAUCCUCCCACUGGCGGUUGUCUUCUUGUUCAUGGUUCUGAUUCGCCGAGCCCUUAGCGCCAGCCAGAAGAAGAAGGUGAUUAUUGCAGCGUUGAGAACCCCUCAGAACUCCAUCUCUAUUCCGUACGUGUCGCAGCGCGAGGCUGAGCUACAUGCUACAUUACUAGCUGUCGUUUUAGCCUUCUCGGCCUGUAGCGCCCCCUAUGGGGCGUUGGUGGUAUACCGCACUCUUCUCGGGGACGGUGAGGAAUUGUCUCCUUCUCUCUACCUCACAGCCAUCUGGCUGCCCAAGGUGUCUCUCCUCACCAACCCUCUGCUGUUUCUGACGGUGAACCGCACGGCCAGGCAGUGCCUGUUGGAUGUUUUAGCCCGGGUCCACAGACGCUACAGCCGGCGUAACGUAGUCAGCACUGGGGAUCUGGGGUUAGGGGGCGAGGGAGGGCUGGAGGGCUCGGCUCAGGCCGGGAGCCAGCUCCUGGAGAUGUUUAAUAUUGGACAGCAGCAGAUCUUUAGGCCGACCGAUGAAGAGGACGAGGAGGAGGUAGAGAAUGAGAUACCUUCAUUAGGGUCAGGAGGUGGUGGGGGUUGUUUGCAACCCAAAGAGAACCACCUGGGAGGGGGUAGACUAGGGGGACACGAAGGUAAGAUGGUUCUACAGAAAGAGACCCAACCAAUCAGAGAGAGUGUUCUUGUGACUAAAGAACCUCCUCUCAUAUUGCCAAAAGUCGCCCCUGUCCACGCCUGCUCUUACACCUCCUCAUCACAGGUGGCGCCAGCGACCCCCACGGAGCCCGACAACGCCACCCAGUUUGGGUUCGGCCCAUUCGAGCUGCCGCCCCAGUGGCUGCCGGAGACCAGGAACAGUAAAAAGAGGCUCCUCCCACCGCUGGGGAACACCCCAGAGGAACUGAUCCAGACCAAACAGCCACGCCCACGGCCAGAACGACGAAUCAGCAGGAACAACAAGGUCAGCAACUUUCCCGUUGUCGACCCUUAAACUACCCUGUCCGUUGACCUUUGAACCUAUGAUCCCUGAGAUCAGCCAGAGGAGUAUUCCACUGACGGAGCGUAAUGAGAACAGCAAUACACCUUUUCCUUUUUCUAUCAAGUUCUUUGAUACAUUUUAGGUCAAUGACUGGAUACAAAAUAAAUGGAGGAAAUCUGACCAACAACCUGACCAGUCACCUGACCAACCACCUGACCAACCACCUGACCAACAACCUGACCAGUCACCUGACCAACCACCUGACCAACCACCUGACCAAGCACCUGACCAAGCACCUGACCAACCACCUGACCAGUCACCUGACCAACCACCUGACCAACCACCUGACCAACCACCUGACCAACCACCUGACCAACCACCUGACCAACCACCUGACCAGUCACCUGACCAACCACCUGACCAACCACCUGACCAGUCACCUGACCAGUCACCUGACCAACCACCUGACCAACCACCUGACCAGUCACCUGACCAGUCACCUGACCAGUCACCUGACCAACCACCUGACCAACCACCUGACCAGUCACCUGACCAACAACCUGACCAGUCACCUGACCAACCACCUGUAAGAGAAAGCAGGGAUCGACAACUCCAGAGCUCGAUGAGUCUGUCUCAUUGAUGAUUCUCCCUGUUGUGUAAUGGAUACAUUUUAUGUCAAUAACUGGUGAGAUUUUAGAAAGUCCACACCGAACACCAAACAGCCCAAGUCUAAAGACCAAAGUCACGUUUUUCUGAAGACAUGGAUUUUUACCCCAAUGUCCUUAGUUUCAAUGUUCUCUCUUUUUUUCUUGUUCUAUCUUUCCAAUAAAUAUUUUCACUUGAUUUGUACUGUUACUACUAGCAGAGCAGAUAAAACAUUUUCAACUGAUUUCUACUGGUACUGCUAGCAGAGCAGAUAAAUCCUUUUCAACUGAUUUCUACUGGUACUGCUAGCAGAGCAGAUAAAACCAUUUCAACUGAUUUCUACUGGUACUGCUAGCAGAGCAGAUAAAACCUUUUCAACUGAUUUCUACUGGUACAGCUAGCAGAGCAUUUUCAACAUCUCUGUUUUAUUCAACAUAAUUAGUACAACCAAUUUAAUCUCGUUGAUUUUGAUGAGUUUGGCAAUUAUGUAUUGAACAUACAGUACAUGCAUUGGAUUGCUGCAAUGCCACAUUUACAUUGUGAUUGACAUGGAGAAUUGAGUCACACAAACACUGGAUGAAUCUUAGAUUCUGGGUGAGUCAUUAAAGCUAAAUAAGAGUAUUUCUCAAGGUGUUUUUUCCAUGAACAAAACAUCUUCUGACAUGAUUAAACUGUCAUCAUCAAGUCUUAAAUAAUGAAUGAGUUUCUGUAUCAAACCUUUCACUUGUCUCCAUAGCGAUGUUAUUUUCUCUUGUUGUUUUUCAUCAAAAGGAACCAGCAAUAUUUCAUUUUGAGAAAUCUAUAAAGCCUUGAGCUGUAGCUGUCCCUAUGUGGGCUUCAUUUUUUAUUCCAUAUUAUUUUGAGUUUAUUUUCUAUGGUAGAACAUGUCUCUUCAGAUGUAUUGAAAACCAUUCCUUUCCAACGCCAAUCCUUUGUAGCACAGACAGUGACUGGAACAUUCAAUGAAAUGAAUGACAUGAUAAGUGCAAUUGUACAGUUUGCAAAUAUAUAGUAUAAAAUAACUUUGGAUUAACUGAGUUUAUAUGAUCCUCAUGUUAUGUUCAUAUUCCAUUAUGAUGCUCUUCGAAAACCGUGUUACUCAACCUCAGAUUCCUGGACCGGGCCCGGUCCGUGGGAUAUUGCUUUAUGGUACCCUGAGAUGUUCGAGUGCUAGUUUUGAUGUAAGCGGCACCCCAGGUACCCUGAGAUGUUCGAGUGCUAGUUUUGAUGGAAGCAGCACCCCAGGUACCCUGAGAUGUUUGAGUGCUAGUUUUGAUGGAAGCGGCACCCCAGGUACCCUGAGAUGUUCGAGUGCUAGUUUUGAUGGAAGCAGCACCCCAGGUACCCUGAGAUGUUCGAGAGCUAGUUUUGAUGGAAGCAGCACCCCAGGUACCCUGAGAUGUUCGAGUGCUAGUUUUGAUGGAAGCAGCACCCCAGGUACCCUGAGAUGUUCGAGUGCUAGUUUUGAUGGAAGCAGCACCCCAGGUACCCUGAGAUGUUUGAGUGCUAGUUUUGAUGGAAGCGGCACCCCAGGUACCCUGAGAUGUUCGAGUGCUAGUUUUGAUGGAAGCGGCACCCCAGGUACCCUGAGAUGUUCGAGUGCUAGUUUUGAUGUAAGCGGCACCCCAGGAGGAUAAAAAUAUUGUUUGCCAGUCCUAGCCUGGUCUCAGAUAUCUUUCUGCUUCAACCAACACCAUCUCUCAAAACAAUGAGUGACAAGGACUUGUUGGCAUUUUUAGCAAAAACAGACUGGUACACAGUCCCUGUUAAAAAACAGAUUGAGAAACACUCAUCUAUAAAAAAGGGCCGUCGGUAGUAGAUGGUCAGUCCAAAAUGUCAACUUAUGUCCUAUAUAGUGCACUGCUUUUUACCAGAGCACUAUGGGCCCUGGUUAAAAGUAGUGCACUAUAAAGGGAAUAGGGUGCCAUAGGGCUCUGGUUAAAAGUAGUGCACUAUAAAGGGCAUAGGGUGCCAUUUAGGACACAACCCUUGAAGAGAGCUUGAAGUGACUAAUUGAGGGAGAAAGGGUUCUGUGUGAUUAGUUCUCCUACAAAAAAAACCUCAAUGGAUCAAUCCUAUUGACGCUGCAGAUCAAUACCCAGACUGCUCCAUUUACGACGCACUGAGUGGUAUAAUUAAGCAAUAAGGCACGAGGUUUUGCAAUAUGCGGCCAAUAUACCACGGCUAAAGGCUGUUCUUAUUCACCAUGCAAGGCGGCGUGCCUGGACACAGCCCUUAGCCGUGGUAUAUUGGCCAUAUACCACAAACCCCCGAGGUACCUUAUUGCUGUUAUAAACUGGUUACCAACGUAAUUAGAGCAGUAAAAAUAAAUGUUUUGUCAUACCUGUGGUAUACAGUCUGAUAUACCACGACUUUUAGCCUAUCAGCAUUUAGGGCUCGAACCACCCGGUUUAUAAUUAAUAAUGAACCUCUGAUAAAUUAGAAAUUAAUAUUUGCCUAAUGAAAGUAUUUUGCUUAGUAGAUAAUGUCAGAAUUCAUUUAUAACUCUUAUAUAAAGCUAUUUUAUUCAAACGUUCAAACCACAAGGUUUACAAAGAUCGUGUCUAAAUGAUGUAGUUUGUCGUUUGUUUCGAUUGUUCUUUUUUUCCUGAUGAUGGUCACGGACAGGUUUACACUGAGUGUACAAAACAUUAGGAACACCUUCCUAAUAUUGAGUUGCACCCCCUUUUUGCCCACAGAACAGCCUCAAUUCAUCGGGGUCAGGGACUCUACAAGGUGUGGAAAGCGUUCCACAGGGAUGCUGGCCCCAUGGUGACUCCAAUGGUUCCCACAGUUGUAUCAAUUUUGCCGGAUGUUCUUUGGGUGGUGAACCAUUCUUGAUACACACAGGACACUGUUGAGCCUGAAAUACUCAGCAGCGUUGCUGUUCUUGACACACUCAAACCGAUGCGCCUGGCACCUACUACCAUACUCAGUACAAAGGCACUUAAACAUUUUGUCUUGCCCUUUCUCCCUCUGAAUGAUACACAUACACAAUCCAUGUCUCAAUUGUCUCAAGGCUUAAAAAUCCUUCUUUAACCCUGUCUCCUCCCCUUCAUCUUUAACCUGUCUCCUCCCCUUCAUCUUUAACCCUGUCUCCUCCCCUUCAUCUUUAACCCUGUCUCCUCCCCUUCAUCUUUAACCCUGUCUCCUCCCCUUCAUUUUUAACCCUGUCUCCUCCCCUUCAUCUUUAACCCUGUCUCCUCCCCUUCAUCUUUAA